Messenger RNA from Hydra vulgaris (swiftwater hydra), 1355 nucleotides. RefSeq lists its product as uncharacterized. NCBI's taxonomy places the organism in Eukaryota, Metazoa, Cnidaria, Hydrozoa, Anthoathecata, Hydridae. The record is from RefSeq and is a predicted model, not a curated record.
UAAAAAGGGUGUGUGUGCAUUAGAUUAGCUGCAGAGCUUGAUAGACCACUACUUCUCCUAGCAUGUAGGCAUCACAUCUAUGAAAGGCAUAUUAUUCACUGCUGGAACAUUUAUCCAAGCAGUAAAAUAAAUGGUCCAGAUAAUCCAUUGUUUAAGAAGCUUAAAGAUGUAUGGAACUCAAUUGAUCAAAAUUCCAUUGUGUUAAACAAAGUAAAAAUUGAAGAUAUUUCUGAUAGCUGGCUGCAGGUACAGUUCAAAGAAGCCUUAUCUUUUUCUCAAAAUAUUAUCAGAAUGAAAACAAUGAAAAAGGAUGGAUGUAGGUCUGAUUAUCUAGAGUUAGUGGAGUUGACAACAAUGGUUUUAUCUGGUGAUGAACAGUACAGGCUAAGAAAACCUGGGCCUGUACACCAUGCCAGAUUUAUGGCAAAGGGAAUAUACUUUCUGAAAAUGUAUCUCCUUCUAAACAACAUUUCUAGCUUGACAGAUUUUGAGAAGAAAAAAAUAAAUGAUAUGGCAUUCUUCACAGCUGUAUUUUACACUGAGUGGUUUAUAAAGGCUGAAAUUCCGGCUGUCGCUCCAUAUCAGGAUAUGAAAGCUCUUUGGCAGAUGAUGAGAUACUCAAAAAUCAAUCCUGUCCAGGCAAAACCUGUUAUAGAGUCUCUAAAGAGACACACCUGGUACAUAGACCCAAAUAUUUUAGUUAUGUCUCUUGUUGACAAAAAUGUACAAGAACGGAGUGACAUUGCCAAGAAGUUGUACUCAACCCCAAGACCUACAACUUAUGCCAUAGAAAGACAUCAAGUUAAUUUAAAUAUACUGAACUCCCUUAUGUUUAAUGAUGAUACUCCCCCAAGUUUGACCCCGCUUAUAACUGACCAGAGUUGGUUAAUUUUUCAUAUCUUAAACCAUGCAAAUGCUGAAGUACAGUGGCUUAAGACUCCAUCUGAGACAUGGGAUCUAAAUGACUAUUACUUAGAAUUCAAACAAUUUGUGAAUAAUCUUGAAGUAGUAAAUGACUGUAGUGAGAGGGCUAUAAAACUAGUUCAGGUAACUAUUUUAUAUGUUUGGUCCUUAAUGUUUAUGUUAAAAUCUUAAUUUAUUUUACAAGCUCGUUACUUUUAAAUAUUCUUUAAUAGAAGUUGAUCAAUAAAUCGCAUAAUGAGGAUAAAAGACAAAGUACCUUCCUCGUAUCAAACAAAUAUAAGAGUGAAAGAACAAUUUAAAAAAAUGUGAUUAUGUAAAGAAUUCUUUGUUUACAAAAUAAAUUUAUAAACAUGAACUAUGUUUGACAACUAAUUUCUUCAGAAACUAAUCAUAAAUAUGAUUUUAUUAUGUAAAUAUAAAUAUUUUAAUAC